GCCAAAUAGAGAGUCAAGACACCUCAUUGGAGCCGAGCAGGACCUGAACGAUGGCCAGACGCUACUACUCCACAUCGUUCAGAGUAGCUUACGGCUGCCUCUCGAUGUUUUCGAUGUUCGUGGGUAGUCAGGUCGUUCAUUCCUACUACAAACCUUUGCAAUAUUUCGACGAAGAAGUGAGACGCCAGAAAGAACUCAUCCUCGCGGAACGCGCGGCUUCAGCUUCGCGAAGCCCGCCGUCUGCGGAAGCGUGAUGCGGAAUACAGCUGAUUCGCGUUCGAACCUCCAGGGAAUUUCCCCCGACCACUUCGAGCCAACGAAUCGGCGAGAAGCUCUGGAGAGAUGUCUCUCCUACGAAUCGCCUUUGGAGUAGUCUCGAUGGCGCUAUUGAUUCGAGGGCGGGCGGCUACUUGCGAACGUUUCGAUUUUCGCGAGUACUGGAUGUGCCCGGAGUACCCGCAUCUGACAUGCCGCGAGAUCAAGAAGCUAGAGAUCGUGGAGCAGAUUGCCCAAGGCACAGUGAAGAAUGUUUUUUUGGCGAAGUGGAACGACUACCGCGUCGUCCUGUCUACGUUGACUUCGGAAGAAUUCAGAGAAGAUUUUCAUCACAACAUCGCGAUGCAUCAACUCCUCGAUGGGCCGUUCACAGUCCGUAUGCUCGGAUCAUGCGGCGAUUCGAUAGUCACCGAAUACCAUCCUCGAGGAAACAUGUUUUCCGCGAUGCCGUCACUAAACGACACUUUGGAAUUCCGAUUCCCCAUGUGCUUGCAAUAUCUUAGGAUUUUGAAAUUCCUCCACAGUCAUGAGAGGGUGAUGUGCGACUCGAAUAGCUUGCCGAAGAUCCUCGAACAGUUUUUGGUAUCUAAUGAUGGCAGAUUGCUGCUGAACGAUAUGGACGCGCUUCCCCGGAAGCAAAACGGUGUUGUCCGAUGCGGGAAGAGGAUGUUGGACGGCGAGUUCGUCGCACCUGAGCAACGCCUAGAGGCGGGAUACCGAAAAGGCUACGACGAGAUGACCGACAUGUUCAAGGCCCCGCAUGUGUGCGACUUCAUUUUGGGAGAGGCAGAACACGCGAUCUGGUUCAGAUAUUGGCUGUUCGAUGUCAAUAAGCAAUGUAAAUCUCAAGAUCCCAAGCUGCGGCCGAGCGCGAAAAAGCUCAUGCGGGAUUAUCUGGAGGUGUGGGAAGAUUACCAGAAGGAUACUAGGUCCGAAAGUGGUUGGAUUUGAUGUAGUGGACUGACUAUUGAAUAAAUUAAAAAUAUUU
Galendromus occidentalis (western predatory mite) is the source of this 1264-nucleotide messenger RNA. RefSeq names its product protein O-mannose kinase-like. The coding region runs from base 343 to 1227 and encodes 294 amino acids. Gene Ontology annotation, cellular component: endoplasmic reticulum membrane. The record is from RefSeq and is a predicted model, not a curated record. The transcript has a single exon. NCBI's taxonomy places the organism in Eukaryota, Metazoa, Arthropoda, Arachnida, Mesostigmata, Phytoseiidae. Gene Ontology annotation, biological process: protein phosphorylation; protein O-linked glycosylation; carbohydrate phosphorylation. Gene Ontology annotation, molecular function: protein kinase activity; carbohydrate kinase activity; ATP binding.